AUCAAGGUAACAGAAACAUUAUUAAAAAAAAAAAAAAUCUUUAAGGGUUGGUGCACAAGCACAGGAAAUGGCAACCGAAUCAUACUUCUCUAUUUUCACUUAAGAAAUGUGCGCCGGUAAUGAGUUUUGAGAACAGGAAAGAUCCUGGACUGUUGUGUAUUGAGGGUGCAGCUAACUAGUCAUCAAAACCCAGACUGAGCACAGAAAGAAGAAUUAUCCGACAGUUAUAUUUGAGAUGGAAAAGACCAGUGUUACAGAGUCCAUGGAAAUGGAAUCAAGUACUCUCCACAACACCAUAAACAACACCUGUGACCUGUAUCAGCAUCGCAGUAUUGCAAGGAUUCUGAUACCCCUGCAUUACUCCAUCGUUUUCAUAAUAGGGUUAAUUGGAAAUGCACUGGCUCUGCAUGUCAUCCGUCCCAACUUAAAAAAAAUGAACUCUACUACCUUAUAUUCGACCAAUCUCGUCAUCUCCGAUAUUCUUUUCACCUUGUCUCUGCCUUUGCGCAUAGUGUACUAUGCAAUGGGCUUUCACUGGGUGAUGGGGGAUGCAUUGUGCAGGAUUACCAGUCUGAUAUUCUACAUCAACACAUAUGCUGGUGUCAAUUUCAUGACUUGCUUGAGUGUUGACCGGUUUAUUGCUGUGGUACUGCCUCUCCGCUUCAGUCAGUUCCGGAAAGUUCACAAUGUCAAAUACAUCUGCAUGUUUGUGUGGUUGAUAGUAUUGGCUCAGACACUACCAUUACUCACAAUGUCUCUCUCCAAAGAAGUCGAAGGGGGUUACAUAACCUGCAUGGAAUACCCAAACUUUGAAAUAAUACCAAACCUGCCUUAUAUGCUUCUGGGUGCAGUGUUUCUAGGAUACGUUAUUCCAGUGGUAACCAUCUUGGUUUGCUAUUCUGGAUUAUGUUGGAAACUGCAAAUCUCUACAAAACAAAAACAAUUUGCUGAUAAAUCUGGGAGGAACAAAAAGGCCACUCGCGUCAUCUUUUUUGUGACUCUUGUGUUUGUAAUAUGCUUCAGUCCCUACCAUAUUGACAUUGUGCAGCAUAUGAUUAAAAAAUUGAGUUAUGAUCCCAGUUGUUCGGAACAAUAUGCCUUUCAACUGUCCCUUCAUUUCACGGUGUGUCUGAUGAAUUUCAACAGCUGCAUGGACCCAUUUAUCUACUUCUUUGCCUGCAAAGGCUACAAGAGAAAAAUCAUGAAAAUAUUGAAACGACAGGUCAGUGCCUCCUUCUCCAGCGUGGUCAAGACUUCUCCAGAUGGCUCCACACGGGAAAUAAUCGAUAACAAAAUAGUUUUAGUGACAUUAAAUAGUCAUAAAAAUAAGUCCCAGAACAGUGGCAAGUUAGAAACAAAUACCACUGUGGAGGAUUUUACAAACACAGAGUUUCAGGGUCAAGGUGUUUCUUAAAAGGAGAAAUCCCAAGAACGUUUCUGAAAGCAAAAUUCAACCAGAAAAACAAAUGUCCAGCAGUGAGCAGUGUCAAUCUGCCUUCUCCUGACUACACACAGGCAGCUUUACAAUUAAAAUCUGAGAUUGCUGAGUAAUGUGCCACUAAAUAUUUGCUAUUACAAGAGAUGCAUCCAACUCUCAAUAAAAUAAAAUUGAAUGUUUUCCAUUUGUUGUACAGUGGUGAAGCUUAUAUCUAGUUAUAAAAGCAUUGUUUAGUCUUUCCAUUUUUGGGGGUAACAAUUACAUUGUAUAAAUAUUAAAUACACUGUAUUUUAUUUUUUUUUUUAUUUUUAGGAAGACUAAUUAUAGCUUUGUUUAAAAGUAUUCUUGAAAUUAAAGCCUUUCACACAGGCUGGCUAAAAAAUAUAUAAGCAAAACAUAAUUCAAGUUUAGGGGUUUCUAAUUUCUGCUUGAAUCUUGAACAACAAUGGUGUUGGGAAUGUGAACCAGCAACACCUUUUUCCUUCUAGCUUUAAAAACGGGAAGUCAAUUAAUUCAGUAACUUUUUAUCAAAACAUGAACUGUGUUCAGUAAAAAUGACAAAAUUAUGUAUUUCCUUAGCACAUAUAAGGAACGUUAGCCAGUUGCAUAAAACACCUUAAACGUGUCUUGAGAUUAAGGGUGUUGUAAUGAACACAUUUAUCCGUCAAUGCUGUACUUGUUUCUAAGAAAAAAUGCCAUGUCUUAUGUAUAUACAAUAGCUAACUGUUAGAUUGAGCACCGUCAAAAGACUGACCUUUUAGUGCUUUAACAGCCACAUCAGUACAGUUUGCAUCUAUCAGAGUACUGGAGUUUACAAACGUAGUACUUUAUUAUAACUUCAGCAACAAUUUAACCAGGUAAAACCUAUAUUUUAGCUGCUACCAUCACAGUAAAACGUAAUUUACUGAAAAGCCUCAAGAUAAUCUACCGGUAAUGUAAUCUUAAUAGUAACUUCUUUUGUAUAUAUUGUUUGUCCUUUUUAUACCUGCAUGUACAUUAUUUGCAUUAAAAGAGUUUGCUGCUUGUUUUCAAAGUUUACUGUAUAAAUUACACAUUUUUUGCAUGCUCUACCCUGCAAAAAAUGUAUAAACUAUGUGAAAAGUUGUGCAAUACUGUGCUGUUUUCAGUUCACUGCAAUUCCUCUGUUAUAUGUAUUAACAAAAAAGUCGUUCAAACUGGAAAACUAGAAAAACUGCAUUUUACAUCCUGUGUCAGACACGAAACACAAGAUACAAUUCUCAGAAAUAUGGUUAUCAUUAAAAGCAAAUGACACUGGAGGUGUGAGGUGGUGUUGGCUUAAACCACAGAGUUGACACAGUUAAAGGUUGAAAACAUAACAUUUAAAAAACACAGCUAAAACCUUGCUGCUUUGAAUCUUCUGUUCUUCGUGUUUGAGUCGGCAUUUCCAUGGCUACCAGGAGAUCCCUGAUUUGCUGCAAGAAGCUUUUUUUUCUAUCAGCUUUGUUUAGGAUGUCUGUAAAAUGUAAUUUAACCCUUCAAAAUUUUUUUUUUUUUUUCAAAAUCUCCAGUGUGUCCCCCUGCAAUAGGAGUGAUUUGUUUUCCGAAAUUGCACACUGGUCAAAUUCAAACCACUGAAACUAUAUACUACUGUACUUAGAAAUCUGUCUAUAAAAUGGAGCAACUGAUGCAGGGGGACCUUCCAUUGGGUUUUGCUCGGUCUGAGACAAACAACAUUUAAAAAAAAAAAAAAAGGAGGGUAUGGUAGAAGCUAACUUUUGUUAAGUUGUGGAGUUCUCAGGCCUGCCACUUUUCAUUUCAGAAUCCUGUUUUAUUUACGAUCACUCAUCUAUUUAAAGCUACUGUUAGUAUUAUCAAGCAGUGCAUUGGUGUCCUUGUUGAUUCUAGGUAAAAAUAUCCACAGCACCUGAAACACCGGACCACUGCCAGUUUAGGUGUGGUAAAAUCUACUGUCAAUAUUACAAGAGUUAAUUCCUAAAUGUUAACAUACAUUUUACACAGUA
Polyodon spathula (Mississippi paddlefish) is the source of this 3420-nucleotide messenger RNA. RefSeq names its product G-protein coupled receptor 183-like. The transcript is spliced from 2 exons. The coding region runs from base 236 to 1414 and encodes 392 amino acids. Gene Ontology annotation, cellular component: membrane. Gene Ontology annotation, molecular function: G protein-coupled receptor activity; oxysterol binding. NCBI's taxonomy places the organism in Eukaryota, Metazoa, Chordata, Actinopteri, Acipenseriformes, Polyodontidae. Gene Ontology annotation, biological process: G protein-coupled receptor signaling pathway. The record is from RefSeq and is a predicted model, not a curated record.